CACCUGAAAUGGUCACAGGAAAAAGUCAUGACACAAAAAUUGAUUCAUGGGCCCUUGGUGUUCUAUGUUACGAGUUUUUAGUCGGUCAGCCACCAUUUGCGGAUAUGGACAGCGAAAUUAGAACUUAUAAUCGGAUCGCUAGAGUUGACCUUAAAUUACCAGAUAAUAUUUCUCGAGAAGCUAAAGACUUGAUCAAAUCGCUAUUACGGUAUGAUCCUGAAAAGCGCUUGCCCGUCGAUAAAGUAGCAGUUCAUCCAUGGAUCUUAAUGAACAAAUAA
Messenger RNA from Acaulospora morrowiae, 278 nucleotides. The record is from the annotation of a GenBank genome assembly. Lineage: Eukaryota; Fungi; Glomeromycota; Glomeromycetes; Diversisporales; Acaulosporaceae.